Elephantulus edwardii (Cape elephant shrew) is the source of this 3213-nucleotide messenger RNA. RefSeq names its product zinc finger protein 451 (gene ZNF451). The coding region runs from base 65 to 3181 and encodes 1038 amino acids. Lineage: Eukaryota; Metazoa; Chordata; Mammalia; Macroscelidea; Macroscelididae. Gene Ontology annotation, cellular component: nucleus. The transcript has 13 exons. The record is from RefSeq and is a predicted model, not a curated record. Gene Ontology annotation, biological process: regulation of transcription by RNA polymerase II. Gene Ontology annotation, molecular function: DNA-binding transcription factor activity, RNA polymerase II-specific; sequence-specific DNA binding.
GACAGCGGCGGCAGGGUGGUCGGACGGCUGGCGCGGUGGUGCUGUUAGCUAGGCGGCCCGAGAAAUGGGAGACCCGGGGUCGGAGAUAAUAGAAUGUGCCCUUCCAGCUGGGCCUGAAGCACCUACGUCAACGACAGAUGAAAACGAAGAUGACAUUCAGUUUGUUAGUGAAGGACCCUUAAGACCUGUUCUUGAAUACAUUGACCUGGUCAGCAGUGAUGAUGACGAGCCCAGCACCUCUCACCGUAAUGAGCAUGUUAAACAUAGAGAUUAUAUUGAACAUCAGCAGGAUAAAGUUGCUUUAACUCUGGCUCGUCUGGCCCGCCAUGUUGAAGUGGAGAAACAGCAGAAAGAAGAGAAAAAUAGAGCAUUUCGGGAAAGAGUUGAUUUUCAGCAUGCUCAUGGGUUACAAGAAUUGGAAUUUAUUCGAGGACAUUCUGAUACAGAAGCAGCAAGACUGUGUGUGGACCAGUGGCUAAAAAUGCCAGGAUUCAAAACAGGCGUGGUUAAUUCUGGAACAAAAAAUUCAUUCCGAAGAGGAGGCCAAAUGCGAAUGUCUGGGAAACCAAUUUUAUGUCCCAUAAUGCACUGCAACAAGCAAUUUGACAAUGGACACCUCCUCUUAGGACAUUUGAAAAGGUUUGAUCACUCUCCAUGUGAUCCAACAAUAACGCUACAUGGAUCUUUCAUCAAUUCCUUUGCUUGUAUAAUAUGUUGUGAAAAGUUUGUUACUCAACAGCAAUAUAAAGAUCACAUUUUUGCAAAGGAAGCUGCAAAUGAUGGACAUAAAAACAACCUUCUUCCUCAGAUUAUUCAAUGUUUUGCGUGUCCAAAUUGCUUCCUCCUCUUUAGCAGCAAGGAUGAGUGUUUGAAGCAUAUGUCUGGAAAGAAUCAUUUCCUUCAAAGUUUUAAACUGGGUGAUGACAAAGGAGUAGCACAUCCAAUAUCAUUUCCAUCUUUUGCAAAGAAACUUUUGAUCAGUCUCUGCAAAGAUAUUCCCUUCCAGGUCAAGUGUGUGGCCUGCCACCAGACACUGCAUUCCCACAUGGAGCUCACAGCCCAUUUCAGAGUUCGAUGUCGAAAUGCUGGUCCUGUAGCCGUAGCUGAGAAGAGCAUUGCCCAGGUUGCAGAAAAAUUCCUAUUAAGAGGUUAUUGUCCAGAUUGCAACCAAGUCUUUGUGGAUGAAGGCAGUACCCAGAAUCACAAGCAGAAUUCUGGACAUAAAGUUCAAAUAAUUACCUCAAUGGAACAGUCCAUUUUACUUUAUUGCCAUAGCAAUCAAGGAAAUAAUCCACCUUCAGACUUGCAUGUGCUGUUAGAUAAACCAGAAUUUUCUUCUCUUAAAAGAACUAUGUCUGUUAAAGAACCUAACAUAGAAAAUUAUAUCACUGUUCCAAAAAAGAAGAUGCAUUUGAAGAAUGAAAGCUUUGGAGAUGUAGUUUAUUUCCAGAAAGAAAAAUCAGCUGUUAAAACCUGGUUUUGUGAAUGUCAUCAACGAUUUCCAAGUGAAGAUGCAGUAGAAAAGCAUGUUUUCUCAGCAAACACAAUGUGUUACAAAUGCAUGGUCUGUGGGAAAGUGUGUGAAGAUUCGGGGGUAAUCCGCUUACACAUGAGUCGUUUUCACGGAGGAGCGCAUUUAAAUAACUUUCUUUUCUGGUGUCGAAAGUGUAAAAAGGAAUUAAGGAAAGAAACUAUCAUGACACAUAUAACUGAGUUUCAUAGUGGACACAGAUAUUUUUAUGAGACAGAGGGGAUAGAAGGUGAAACUCUUGCAUCACCGUCUACAACACUGAGAAAUAGCUCACCUGCUCAGAAACCUUCUGCAACUGUUACGAUUUCUGAUCAUUCCCCAGUAAGCAGUCCUCCAAAGGGCAAAUGGCAGUGCCGGAUUUGUGAAGAUAUGUUUGACUCCCAAGACUGUGUCAAGCAGCACUGCAUGUCUUUGGCAAGUCAUCAGUUUCAUAGAUACAGCUGUGCCCAUUGCAAAAAGACUUUUCACAAGAUAGAAACAUUAUACCGACACUGUCAAGAUGAGCAUGGUAAUGAAAUAAAGAUUAAGUAUUUCUGUGGGCUAUGUGAUCUUACCUUUAAUGUGGAAGAAGCAUUCUUGAGUCAUUAUAAGGAACGCCACAGCAUAGAUUAUGUGUUUGUCUCGGAGAAAAUUCAGACUUCAAUUAAAACUGAGGACGAUUUUCCAGUUUUAGAGACCAGCAGCCAGUUAACCUGUGGUUGCCGUGAGAGUUAUAUCUGUAAAGUCAACAGAAAGGAAGAUCAUAGUAGAUGUCUCCAGGUUAUGCUGGAUAAAGGUAAACUAUGGUAUCGCUGCAGUUUGUGUUCGGCAACGGCACAGAAUUUAGCUGACAUGAAAACUCACCUUCGUCAAGUGCACCGAGAAGAAAAGGGCAGUGAGGAAGAACAACAUUACGUAAUCAAGUGUGGCACCUGCACCAAAACGUUUCAUGAUCCUGAGAGUGCCCAGCAGCACUUCCAUAGAAAGCACUGCUUCUUACAGAAGCCCAGUGUGGCGCAUUUUGGAUCUGAAAAUACAAGCCUUUACAAAUUUACUGCCAGUGCCUCACCUCCUGAGAGAAAACUGAAGCAGACAGGAAGUUGUCCAAAAAAUUCAGACGGUGAGUCAGGAGUGGAGAGUGACCUGAAUAUAGAUGAAGAGGCGGUUGAGCUUCCAGAUUUGGAUUACCUGCGAACAAUGACCCAUAUAGUCUUUGUAGAUUUUGAUAACUGGUCAAACUUUUUUGGUCAUCUUCCAGGACAUCUUAACCAAGGAACAUUUAUUUGGGGCUUUCAAGGAGGAAACACCAUGUGGAAGCCUCCACUGAACUGUAAGGUCUUUAAUUACCUGAACAAAAUUGGAUGCUUUUUCCUUCAUCCUCGCUGUAGUAAAAGAAAAGAUGCUGCUGAUUUUGCCAUAUGUAUGCAUGCUGGCCGUCUAGAUGAACAGCUGCCCAAGCAAAUUCCUUUUACCAUCCUCUCAGGAGAUCAAGGUUUCCUGGAGCUCGAGAAUCAAUUUAAGAAGACCCAGAGGCCAGCUCACAUCCUAAACCCUCACCACUUAGAGGGAGAUAUGAUGUGUGCCUUGUUAAAUAGCAUAUCUGAUACCACCAAAGGUAUGCAGCUGCACUCGCAAUGCAAACCACCCAAGAGGAGGAGAUUUCACUGCUGAAAGAAACCAAUAAACUGCUGUCCACUAGUGAA